AUGUGGGAACAAGCAUAUAAGUUGAAAGCAUUGGACAAUAUAACAAAUAAGAUUAUUCAAAAACGUAAAAGAGGCAGUAAUGAUAAUGAUGAAAAUGAGUUUGACAAUGAUAGGACUAGGACUUCUGAUAAUGGCAAGAUUGAACCAAUGAUCCAAGAAAAUUGUGAAGAAAUAGAUACUUCUGCAAGAGGACAUAAUAGCGACUUCACAGUUUCCUCAUUUGGUGUAGAAGUGAGCUCUAAACAAAUAUUUACAUGGGUCUAUGUAAUACAAAAAAUGGAAAUAAAGGAAAAUUCUUUAAAGGAUUGGAUUGAUAAUGAUGGACACAAUUUUUCAGAUGAUUUUUGGCAAUUUCAGAAGUCAAUUAUUGAAAAGCUAAAAAUUGAUCCAGUUUUAAGUUAUGUAACUGAUCUUGAGUCCAUAAUUGCCUUAUCAAGCAUAAUGGUAUUAAGAAAGAACAAAAAACCAACUUAUGUUUUAUGUACUGACAAUGGAUGGCAAAUGGCAUUUCCGCACAUUACCUAUAAAUUCAAGAUAUCAGCCCUUAUCCAAGUCAUUCCUUUAAUGAUGGGUGAUUUGGUUGGAUUUGAAGAAUUGCGGAGGUUGAACUGGAGUAAAGUGUCCUUAUUGGAAGAUCAAAAUGAUAAGAGGAUAUUUGAUUCAAUGCAGAUUAUAACAUGUAAUUUCUUUUACAAUUUACCAUAUGGUAAAAAUAAGAAUUUAUCAAACAAAGACACCUAUGUUCACAGAACUUGUCAUGCAAUCUUGGAGGAAAUCUUCCAUGUUGAAACCAUGCAAAUUGUAUGGGCAAAUGGAGAGAAUGCAAAUGAGAGUGAAAUUUUAUUUGGUGAAAUUAAGCCACCAAGAGUGGAAAAUCAUGAUGAAAUGUACGGUGUACUCAUUAAUGGAAACAGAAUUGAGUUUUGGAGAAUCACUUUAAAUUAUGAUGGCUUAUACCAGCUCUUGUCUCUAGUUGAAAUGAAUUUUCCUACUGAGAUGACUAAGCAUUCUUAUUUAUAUUAUAUAUUUCAUUUUAGGAGCUCAUUGUUGAAACUGAACAAUGUAGCAAGAGAAAGUGUAACUCCAACUCAGUGA
Entrophospora candida is the source of this 1095-nucleotide messenger RNA. The record is from the annotation of a GenBank genome assembly. Lineage: Eukaryota; Fungi; Glomeromycota; Glomeromycetes; Entrophosporales; Entrophosporaceae.